Messenger RNA from Gopherus evgoodei (Goodes thornscrub tortoise), 9319 nucleotides. It is a transcript of the gene SYTL5, whose product is annotated as synaptotagmin like 5. The coding region runs from base 1064 to 3367 and encodes 767 amino acids. Lineage: Eukaryota; Metazoa; Chordata; Testudines; Testudinidae. Gene Ontology annotation, cellular component: plasma membrane; exocytic vesicle. Gene Ontology annotation, molecular function: small GTPase binding; neurexin family protein binding; phospholipid binding. Gene Ontology annotation, biological process: exocytosis; intracellular protein transport. The record is from RefSeq and is a predicted model, not a curated record. The transcript is spliced from 18 exons.
GCAGCUGCAGCUCCUCGGUGGAUGCAGGAGCGGGGGGGCGGGCAGCGCCGAACUGCUGCCAUUGGUUGCCGGUGAGGGCUGGUCUCCAGCCAAGGCCCCAGCUGCGCUCCGCCAGCGAUGCUCCCGCCGCAGGUGCACAGCAGCUCGGGACGUGCCCAGAGGCGGCGGCAAGGGACGAAGGUGGCGGAGAGGGGGAAGGGACUUUCGUGAUAGCAAGUUGGUGAGCCAGAAGCUGCAGCUUGCGCGCAUCAGGCUCCGGGAAAGGGGGCUUGACCCCCGGCCAUUCCCUCCGCCAUCUCGCUGGGCUCCGGGCUGGCCCGCCGCCUGCAGAGAGAGCUCCCCGUGGCAGGUGCCCAGCGAGCUGUCUGUGCGUUUCCACCGCGGGCAGCCCCGGGGAAACUCGCCCCCGGAGAUCUGCACCGAGCCAGCCUCCCUUGCUCCCCAGCGCUACCGCCACCGAGCGGGGCUGUUCCCACUGCCCUGGCCACGUGAGGAGCUGGGGCCGGUGGCCGGGCUCGCUGUGGCACCCCUAGCCCUGCCUGUGCGUGUGUGGUGCUAGGCGGCGACGGCUGGAGCAAGCGCUCAGCUGAAUUAACAGAGUUGCCACCAGCUGCUCUUAGUUGCCUCAGCAGUAAAGGGGGCUGCUGCCCGAACAAGCCUCUUGGCCGAGGUGAUUCCCGAUAAUUUGAAUCUAAAUAUCCAGCUGUUGGGUGGCUUCAGACGACAGUUGAUAUGUUGAAAGAUUAACUCAGACACCUUCUGUGAAUGUGGGUUGAAGGCUUGCAGCAUGUCAAGGAAGACCAGAAAAGAUGCAAUGAACAUUCUGUAAUCAGGAAAAUGAGAGAAUUUCUUUGAGAACACAGCAGAAACCUUUCUUUCCUGCAGCUGGAAGAUGUGGCCACAUGUUUUUGAUAUUUGGUUAAUUUAAUAAAGGACUCUCUGUCAGGCUAUUUGGUGACCUUGUAAAUCUUGUACCUGUGUGACAAACGUGCCUUUGAAACUUGCAGUAAACAGUUCAUUCUCUGGAAAACCCAACUGUUGGAAAAAUCACUAUUGAAGAAUCAUGUCAAAAAACCUGGAGAUCAUCAAUUUGUCAUUUUUGUUGGAACAUGAGAGGGAAACAAUACUGGGAGUACUGAAGAGAGAUGAGUAUUUGAAAAAAGUGGAAGAUAAGAGGAUAAGGAAAUUGAAGAAUGAGUUGUUGGAAGUGAAACGAAAAGGUGGAAACCGCCAUUGCCGACAGGACCGUGGCAGGGUCUGUGUUCGCUGUCAGAAAAACCUGGGCUUAAUCUUUGACAGGGGGGACCAGUGCCAAGAAUGCAAACUCACAGUUUGCAACAAGUGUCGUGUUUUGGGAAUUGAUGGGAACUGGAAGUGCACUGUGUGUGCCAAGAUUGCACAGCUAAGGAUAGUGACAGGUGAAUGGUUUUUUGAAGAGAGGGCAAAGCGCUUCAAACAAUCCAACCUCCUUGGAACUGAUGUUGUCAGACAGUCCAUCCUACGCAAAGUCCCAGAUACUGUUUCCGGUAAGAAAGAAGGAGGACAAGAGAAAUAUCAGGCCCAGGAGACUAUAGAGCAAAGGCCAGAUACCCCAGCUUCCUCCACAAGUGGGCAGAAAUCAAUAUUCAGUGGACCCAGAAAGAUAGGGAAGGCCAUCAGGGCAGUGACCAAAGGAGAAAUCACCAGUGUGAAAGCUGAAGAUGGAAUAAACAGCAGUUCAGAGGCUGAUGCCCAAAGUUUACGCAGUGUCAGGUCUACUCCCUGUUCUGACAGGGGGAGCACUCUUUCACUGAACAACAAUGAUGCAGAGACCCUUCCCGGUAACAUGAAAGGCACAGUGAGCUCUGGGUACCGAAGCAAUGCCUCCAGUCCAGUCUGUCCGAGGUCACCGGCACUGAGCACACGCAGCAUGACUUCAGAUUACAGCAGGCAGGAUCCUGGUUUAAAAUAUGACGCUUCUGUGCCUGCAAGUGAAAGUGUACCUGAAGAUUUAGUGAAAAGACACCGUAGGAAUGCAUCUGAAACACCUUCAAUAGCAGUUUCUAGGGCAUCUCUAGCAUCAGAUCUCAGCAAAUCUGAGAUAGAUUUGGGUGGGUCUUUCUCAGAAGAAAACAAGGAUGCUGUAAGCUUAAGAAGUAAAUCAGUACCUGAUGCUUUAAACCAGGACCUGGAUUACCUGGAUGAGAUAGAGGAAGACCCUGAUGACAUAGCGGCCACUCAUUAUCUAAAACAUCGUGGACAUUUGGCAAGUGGAUUAUCAACAAACUUUCCUGAAGGCUCUGACAGGAAAUGCUCCUACUUAAAUGUACCUGACGCAGAUGGUGAUACUACUAGCAUUAACAGCAUAAUGAGUGUUUACAGUGAAACUGGGGACUAUGGCAACGUGAAGGUCAGUGGGGAAAUACUUCUUCACCUCAGCUACAGCUACAAAAUGGGUGCCCUCAACAUCCUGGUAAAAAACUGCAGAAACCUGGCCAUAGCAGAUGAAAAGAAGCAAAGAACAGAUCCCUAUGUCAAAACAUACCUCCUGCCAGACAAAUCUCGCCAAAGUAAACGCAAGACCAAAAUCAAAAGCAACACCAUCAAUCCAGAGUUUAAUGAAACCCUAAAGUAUGUCAUCAGCCAUACACAGCUAGAGACCAGGACCCUCCAGCUUUCUGUUUGGCACUAUGACAGAUUUGGGCACAACAGCUUUCUUGGGGAGGUGGAAAUUCCUUUGGACUCCUGGAAUUUUGAAAAUCAGACAGAUGAAUGGUUUGUGCUUCAACCCAAGGAGGUUGCAGCAGAUGUCGGGCUUCAGUAUAAAGGAGAGCUGAUAGUUGUUUUACACUACAUUCCCCCUGAGAAAAACCUAAUGCUUCCCUUUGGACAGUUUCAAGGAAAGAAGAGUUUAAAAAAAGGAAAGAAAGGAAACACACAGAUGCCUUCUGGGGGUAUGCUGGAGGUCCUCAUCAAGGAAGCCAAGAAUUUAACAGCUGUGAAGUCAGGAGGCACUUCUGACACAUUUGUUAAAGGAUAUCUGCUCCCAGAUAACAACAAAGCAACAAAACAUAAAACUCCUCUAAUAAGGAAGAGUGUGAACCCCCACUGGAAUCACAGCUUCACUUUCAGCGGCUUGAAUCCUAUGGAUCUACACAACGUAUGCCUAGAACUGACAGUCUGGGACAAGGAGUCACUCUCCAGUAACAUCUUUCUGGGAGGUGUCCGUUUGAGCACUGGAAGUGGUGUAAGUAAUGGGAAGGAAGUUGAUUGGAUGGAUUCCCACGGGGAAGAGCAGCACCUCUGGCAAACGAUGAUGGACAAUCCCGGAGUUUCUGUGGAAGGUAUAUUAAUGCUGAGAUCUAGCAUGGGAAAACGCAGACUCUGAGAACAAAUGGCUUGCACAAGGAUAAACUCCAGCUGUUUUGCUGACGUGAUUCUUAACUGUUGUGGGGUACCACAAGGAUGCCUGGUGUUAGUGGAAUUCAGUCUGUUGUAACUUUGCACAUGUGAAAGUGGGGAAGAAAGACUCCUGUUUGCCUUGGAUUUUACAGCUCCAGAGUUGGAUUAUAAUGCAUUCUGCACUUUCGUGCAUCCGUAUUCUUAAGACAAUGCUCCUUACCCUAGUGAAACUCCUACUGAAGUCAGUAAGAAAGAUACCUGAAUAUAGAAUAUAAAUCGGGCUUUCUUUGUCUCAGAGACAAAAAUAUGGUUUAUUAGUGUCAACAUCCAUGAAGAAUAUGGAGCAAGCAAAUGCUGUAGUCAUUUGAUGACUAAUGAUUAUUUAUGGUAUAAGCCAAUUUGAAGCAAUAUCAAAAGUUUGCUAUUUGAAAUGAGAUUAGAAACCACCAGAUUCCAAGCAAUCUGAAAGAAUAAUUAGCAACAUCCCUUCCCCCCGUUUACGUGUUCAGUUAUUUGAACUGUGCAUGACAGCAAGCCUUGCAAUAAGCAUCACUACAAGAAAAGCUGAUACACUGCACGUAGCAGCCAUUAUUUGGGUAUUUAGAAAUAGGCAGCAGAUGUGCGGAUAUAAAAUAAGAGGAAUGCUGUACUUUGCAGUGCUGUGUAUUUCAGUGCACCAUUCAGAAUGCAAGCUACGGUUCCCCCAGAUCAAAGAGUCUCUUAUGAAAACAGAUUAUUAUACAUCCCUAAGCAGCUUCCAGAACUAAGCACCGUUACUUAUGGCUGCAUUAUAACUUUUGCUUAUAACUCAUUUAAUAAUUCAGACAUCACUGGACAGAAAAGGAGAGAAGUUCAAACUUCUGUCAUAACUGAUGAGAUGUUGACGUUUACCCACAUGUGCUGUUUCAGGUUUAAUGGACUAAGUUCCAAUUCAGUAAAACAUUUAAAGAAAUGAUCUAAUUAAGCAUAUGCCUAACUGCUUUGCUGAAUUGGGGUUUAAAUGGAGAAGUGUUCUGAAUGGGUUGGAAUCCUAUUCAAGCAUAUCCUGCUGAUUUAUUAAUUAUUAACCAUGAUAUGAUUUAGAAUGCGAUUUUGCUGCUGAAUGUUACUAAUAUGAGUCCUUGCACUUAUAGUACUAAUGCAUUUUAAUAUAAAAAUGUUGUCUUACGAUUUUAAUUAGUCCAUGUUAAAUGGCAUAGUUGUUCUAUAUUAAUUUGGUUUCCAAAAGACUGCUUUGUGUGUAAUGAGAUCUGUCCUGCUCUCAGUACACACCACCAAUCUUAAAUUUUCUGGCUGCUAAGAACCAGACCCCCAUGUGUACAGAGCACAAUGUUUUCUAUACCUGCUUAUGGGCUGUAGCUGUGCUAUACAGCAGCAGAACCAUAGCAAGGAGAAUAAUUGAUCCUUACCAAAUAUAACGUGUACAGUAUUUGCAGAUUCAUGUGAUACACUAAGUUCAGCACUCACGUGCUAUGGUGAUAGGUACCUUAUACAAACCUAAGAAACAGCAAUAAAUUGGGUAAACUACGUUUCAUCUCAAUGAUCCAUAAUUAAAAUUGUGCACCCUGUCAUAACAGUAAAUGCAUCUACUGCUAUUCUCAUCCUUAAUUAUUUUUCAAGCAUUUUACUUUUGGGAGCAAGACAGUAUCACUGUGAAAAAUAUUUAGCAACCACAAACAAAAUAAACCAAUAAAAAAACUCUGUCACCUCCACCCCAUAUAUAAGUACAGAUUCUCUCUCUGUUCUUUUUCUCAUACGGUCAGAAUUCAGAACCUAAAGCUUUCUCUGAAGAAGGGUUAUCACAAUCAUGCUUAUUUGAGAGGUAAAAAUCCUGCCAUUCACAAUGAAACAGCAGCUGAAGCUCCAGGUUUUAUGACAUGAAGUACUAAUGGCUAAAUAACUACAGCUUGAGUUUUGUACCUGAAACUGAAGAAAUGCCCUGUCCUCUACAGUUAUAUCUCCCAUUUACAACUGAGGCCGAAACCUUCAAAUUGUAUGUCGUUUCUCUCCUUUCUAGUCUUAUUUUUUCCUGUUUCUGGGUUUGGCUUGAGUGGCAUGAAACUGCUGAUCAUGUCACGAGUUACCUAUUAAAAUAAUAAUGUACUAAUGUUAGGUGGAAAAUAUAUAUGUUUUUAAAUAUCCCUUUGUUUGCAUUACAAAGAACACCAUAGGUUACUAAAACAGAUUUCUAAAAAUCUAGGACAAGACUUUGAAAAGUGACUAGUGAUUUUGGGUGCCCAAUUAGAGAUGCUUUAAAGGGCUCUGAUUUUCAGGAAGGGCUGAACACACCUCCUCUGAUAAUCAGACCCCUUUAAAGCAGCUCAGAUUGGACACCCAAAAUCAGUAGCUGCUUUUAGAAAUUCCUAGCUGUGAUUUUCUUUAUUCCAUUUGGCUGUUUACAUUUGUUUACUUUUGGAAUUUCACUCAGUUAGGGCAAUGAAAAGAGACUAGUCUGUUUCUAGUCAAUUUUACUUUCCUAUUCUCAUGCAUUUUCAUGGGAGUGAGGAUACUUCUGUUCACAAAAGCCCAGAGGAAUGUAUAAUUGAAAGCACAGAAACCAAACAGACAAACACACCCCGAUGCUCUCUUUUAUUACAUAUUUCUUUUAGUUUCACAAUAAUUCUUUUAGAAAUGGGUUUUCUUUACCAGUUGUCCCCUCAAAAAGUACCCUAUAAUUGGGGCCUAAACUACCCUACCUCUUUAAUGGACUCAGAGUCUGGAUUUCCUAAGGGGUUUACAUCACAGAGAGAUGUUUGUUUUAAGAGUUGUUACAUUACACUGACAUGGAGGCUCAAACUCUGUUUUCAUGUAUGUGUUUGGCCAAAUUUUUAAAAAAGUAACACUUAUUAAACUAAAGAAAAUGAUUGAGAGUAAAUCCUGACUCUAUUGAAGAUAGUGGGAAUUUUGCCAUUGACUUGAGUGGGGCCAGGAGUCUUAGCCUAAGAGGGUUGAGUAGCAUGGGCCAGAUAAUAAAGAGGCUCCAUCCAUUAUCUGUAGUUUUAUAUUAAGUGUAUGGAAUAAGACAAUAAAUUCCAAGUAGGAAGUAUUUCUGUUAGGAGGCUGCUGUUUUUUUAUGGAUGGGAUCUGGGCAGUGCUGUGAGUGUCUCACAGCUUAGUACACACAGUUUAGUUUUUGUUCUAUUUUAAUGUGUGCCUAUCAUGCAUGGCUCUAAUGAAUCAAUGUCGUAAACCCCAGCAGCUAUUUAGAAAGCUUUGCUCUUCAGUGGUGUGAUCAGUACAUUUGUAGAAAGCAUUUGGUGUGUGGAAACCAUUGUCACAUUAAUAAUACCCCUUAAGUACCUGUUCUCUCUUUUAUAUAAAUGGUGUAUGGGAUGGGGAAAGUAGAAGAUAACUGAUCACACAUCUGACUUUUUGUUUUCCAGAUAUUUGAUUAAUUGCUUAUAAUUCUGUGCCAUUAUGUACUGUGUGUCACCAGACUGAGCACUAAGAUGACCAAUAAGUAGGGUUACCAGAUAGCAACUGUGAAAAAAACAGGAUGGAGUUGGGAGGUAAUAGGCGCCUGUAUAAGAAAAAGUCCAAAAAAACCAGGACUGUCUCUUUAAAAAGGGGACAUCGGUCACCCUACCAAUCAGGGACCAAGUUAAAACCUCCCUUGUAUAUAGAUUUGUGGCACUGAAAGUACAUGAACAAUUACUCAAGGCAGAUUUUUACAGAAAUCUCAAUCUAAUUACUCUUACAUUUAACCCUGAUUUAUAAAUUCUAGUCCUAAAUAAUAAGACUUGACACAGUAGAUAAUUCUAAACUAUUCUUUAGCACAGUUUUAUAUAGCUACAAUACCUGGGAACAAGAAGAAUCUAUUUUUAACAGUAUUGAUUUAAAAAAAACAAGUCAAGCACAAUGCAGUAUAUUAAAAUAUGUAUUUUUCUAACCAUUUUAACUACAAAGCUUCAUUUUUCUACCUUACUUUUCCCCUAAUAAUCAGUGAGUUUGACUUAUUUAAGAAGCAUGAAGUUAUAAACAUUAAAAGCUAUAAUAAAAAAUACAAAUAUCACUGUAAAAUCUUGAGCCAGAGCAAUAAACACCUCCUUACACUGCCUUGUCACUGCCCAUUGCCCAGGGAGCUUGUCUCUAAUGAGAGUUGACAUUUUAUCAACGCACCCCUUCUCUUUGCUAAUGGGCCAUGGGAGGGGCAUCGCAAAGGCAUAGAGGGAACCCCUUCAUCCUCCUUCGAGAGUCACGCUGUCAUUGCUUUUCUGUGACACCAUCGCAAGAAGUUCCAACAUCACUUUCUCAGCUGGCAGCUCAGCAAAGUGAUUUUGUGCCAUCCUUCUCAAGGGGCUUUUGCUGGCAAACCUGAGAGGAGGGUUCUGGGUGGUAAGUGCCAUUUAUCAUGGUACAUUAAGUUGGAACCUUACCACAUCGUGCCCUCUCCGAUAAAGAUUACACUAGGGAGAUGUAAAACUAGAGGUUGCUUUUCAGAGGAAAGAUUUAAUUGUGUAGAUUCAUGUUAUAUAUUUCCCUGAUUGGUUAGCCUAUGUAAUUUGACAUGCUUCUGAGUAGUGUUCUGGAAGAAGUUUACAAAAGUACAACAGCAAAGCAAGCUUUGAAUAUCCUAAAUCAUUGAUUGAAAAGACUGAAAUAUAGGAGGAUGACAGUUGAAACUGUGUUCCCUCCCCAAUCCCUUCUUCUUCUCCUUUUAAUUCUGGAUCACAGCCACCAUUAAAAAGGGGGUCCAAAGUCAUAAUACCACAGUCACCUUGUCUAUCAGCUCACAUGCUACAAUAAAGGUUGCCCCUGAAUCUUCCCAUAGUUCUCCCUCUCCCACUCACCCCUCCAUGUAGCCUUCAAUAACUCCUCCACUAAGGAUCACAUCUGAUAUGUCAAAUUCUUAAAUUUAUGCUGGCCUCAGAUGGCAAGGACCCUGGGCAGUGUGUAGCAGUCACAGGCCCACUUUGAUACUGGCCCUACUUCUUUUCCUCAUUAUAAAGGAGAACUGAAGUUUUAUUUCCCAGCCUGGGAUACUGGUUUUUAUCUCUUUUCAACAAUAGCAAAACAACACCACCACCACAUAAUCCAACACCAGCAAACAAACAAAUGGUUCUUUCUUAGAGCUGACCUGCAUGCAGAAUGGUAAUAAUGCAUUGGGAAUUUUAUUCCCUAGAUUUUUAAAAAUAAUACAUAUUCAAAGAUGUUGAGGGCAAGAUUUAGGAGGCCUGGGAUACAGGCUGUGGGAAGGAGUUGGAUCUGAGCAAUUCCCAUAGAGGAUGGCAAGCUCUAAGUAGUAAUGGUGUAUUCUUCCUUAAUUGUCCAUGAGAUGGACUAGACCAUGUUAGUGGACUCCAAACACUGUGCCCAAUGGGUGAGGGGUGCUGUCUGACACGGUGGUGAUAAUGCACAUGCAGCUAAAUAGUGUAUAUUAAUGCUAGUGCGUGAGCCUGAACUUGUGAACCAAGUGGCUUUUGGUUUGUUUUUGAGAAUCUAUCCUUCCCACAGCCUGUGUCAUGAUUUACAUUAGUUAUUGCAAUAGUUCUUAUUUGUGACUAUGAAUUAUACACAGCUGCAUACUUCUAGUCCUCUUCUGGAGAACUUGAUGCUUUUUAGCCUUAGGCUGCUUUGGACGGCAUGAAUGAACUCCCCUUUUACUUACUUUUGGGGUUUGUUUAACAACAAAAUUAGUCUUUGUUGCAACAGUUAGAGAAUGUCAUGUAUCCUCUUCUUCUGAAUUCUUUCCUGUUCAAACUCUCUGUUGCUAGCUCUCCAUUUGGUACAAUUAGAGUGGAAAUGAACACUAUUAGCAUUAAAUGACAUUGCAUUAUAAGAAGUUCUGCCAAAAUUGAGCCAAAACUUUCCUGCCCAGCUUGCUCUUGUCCUUUCCUGUGUACUGUACAUUCAGACUUGUGGACUGUGGAAGAAGGUUGAUGGUGAACCCAUUUGUAGUUAUUGUAAAGUACAAUGUUCUCUCUUACAAUAAAAUUAA